AUGGUAGGGAAAGUCAGUGAGAGGGUUCUCCUUCGGGAGGGCCUGGAGAGGACCGACAAUGGCAUGAAGCAGACCAGCUGGCCGGAUGUCACGCCGAUUAAUCAGAAGAACUACUACACGGACUACAUGAAGCGCGAUGACCAAAUUCUCGCUUUGCGACUCCAAGGCGAUGCCACUCGCGACAGAAUUGUUCAAGCUGCUAAGGACAGAGAUCGUGCUCUUGCGCAAAGUGGCCGCGCCGAAGUCCCUCUUGUCAUACCCGAACUUCAACCUGAUGAAGCACCUGCCGAUGCGACCGCCGGCCUCGACCCCUCCAAGGUCAUUGUCAUUCAUCCUGGUAGUCAGAACCUUCGAAUUGGCUUCGCUAGCGACGCACUCCCGAAAUCGAUUCCCAUGACACUUGCAACGAAGUUUCCUCAGACCGAGGCGGAGAUGCAUGAAGCACUUCCCCGCCGACAUUUCGAAGCGAAGACACAAGACCAACAAUAUGGCGAGGAGUGGUCAAAGAAGUACACCAAAAUGUGCAGCGACCUCAAGUUGGAGAUGCGCGCAAACAAGCGCAAGGUUCUGCCCAAUUCCAAGGAGCUAGUCUUGAACUACAACCGCAGGACCGAACCGGAGAUCAUCCAGACACACAACGACCCCCUGCAAAUCGACUGGACCGACACCAACAACCUGGAAGAUCCUAAAUCAUCGGCAUCUUGUUUCAUUGGGCAUCAAGCGCAAAGAGUUCCAGAUGAUUCUCAACCAAAAUUCAAGCUCUGGUGGCCUAUCCAGCAUGGACUCCUGAACGAAGAUGAGUACCUGAAUGCUGAACACCUGUUUGACGAUUUCGAGACUCUACUCGACAAGGCUAUCAGACAGGAGCUUGGUCUGACCAAGAACAGCACAUGGAGACAGUACAGCUGCGUUUUUGUCAUUCCCGACCUCUACGACAAGAAGUAUGUGGAGCAGGUGCUCAGAUCUUGCAUGACAUGGUUCGAGUUCAAUCGGGUAUGCUUUAUUCAGGAAGGCAUGGCUGCCACGUUCGGUGCGGGCUACACUCAGGCCUGCGUCGUCGAUGUUGGGGCGCAAAAGACAUCCAUCACCUGCGUUGAAGACGGCCUCUGCGUGGAAGACUCUCGGAUCAACUUGAAGUACGGUGGGUUCGACGUGACCGAGACCUUCGUCAAGAUGCUGCUCUACGACAACUUCCCCUAUCAAGACAUCAAUCUCAUGAGGCGACAUGACUUCCUACUAGCGGAGGAGCUCAAGAUGAAACAUUGCACGAUGUCGCAAGCGGACAUCUCUGUCCAGUUGUAUCAAUUCCAUUUGCGAGCCCCAAACCAACCAACGCACAAGUACCAGUUCAAGACUUAUGACGAGGUCAUUCUAGCUCCCAUGGGCUUCUAUGAUCCGGCCAUCUUCGACAAUAGCGCCAAGUUGAGAGGCCGGCGGAAGUUGCUUGACCGAUCUUACAACGCCUACGACGUGGACAUCCCAGAUGAUCCGACCUCCGCAGCACAGUUUGGAAUCCUGGCCCUCGUCAAGCCAUCAUUAAACUCAACGCCUACCAAUGGCUUCACCCAAUCGCAGAACGAUGUAUCGACGCCAGUGAAGGAAAGGCUACAGCCAUUUGACUUCCUGAAGCGGGGCGAGAACGGCAUCAACGGCACUCCCUCUGGAUCUAACGCUCCUUCACCGGCGCCGGAGGGUGUCAGCACGCCGGUGGCUGCCCCUUUCGUGUUUGGCGGAAGCAAGGAGGGCAUCAACGGAGGAAGCCCAGCCCCCCCGGCGAGGAAUGGCGGUACACCGGGCCCGAACGGCACUACCGCCCCACAGCCUCCCCCGGGCAUGUUCGUUGACGCUUCUGCGCGCAGCGCCAAAGCCAUCGCAAUCGAACGCGACGGUGUUCUGCCGACCGCGCCGUUGGAUCUUGCUAUUCUGACCAGCAUUUACAACGCAGCAAAGGGUGAUGACAAGAAGCUGCGUGAUUACCUGGGCAGUAUCAUGGUCAUUGGAGGCGGUUCGAAGACACCCCAGUUUACUGUCGUGCUCGAGGAGAAACUCAAGGCACGGCGACCUGACCUUUUCGAUCGCAUUUUAGUCAGUCGAAGUGCCAGGGAUAUGGACGAGCAGGUUGUGACUUGGAAGGGGGCCAGCGUCUUUGCCAAACUCCCGGCCAACGACUCUUGGGUCACGCCUUUCGAGUUCGAACGGCUCGGUGCUCGCGUGCUGCACCACAAGGUGCUCUGGUCAUGGUAG
Colletotrichum orchidophilum is the source of this 2244-nucleotide messenger RNA. RefSeq lists its product as uncharacterized. The record is from RefSeq and is a predicted model, not a curated record. The coding region runs from base 1 to 2244 and encodes 747 amino acids. Lineage: Eukaryota; Fungi; Ascomycota; Sordariomycetes; Glomerellales; Glomerellaceae. The transcript is spliced from 3 exons. Gene Ontology annotation, cellular component: Ino80 complex. Gene Ontology annotation, biological process: double-strand break repair; regulation of DNA-templated transcription.